Symbiodinium sp. CCMP2592 is the source of this 405-nucleotide messenger RNA. Lineage: Eukaryota; Dinophyceae; Suessiales; Symbiodiniaceae. The record is from the annotation of a GenBank genome assembly.
AUGAAGGUCUCGAAGGUUAUGAAGAAGCCCUCCCAGGCCAUGUAUUCGACGGCAGCCAGUGCGAAGGCUGAUAAAGACAAGAACAACAAAGAGAAGAAGAAUGAUGAUGACAAGAAGAAUUUUGAUGACAAGAAUAAAGACGAUGACAAGGCCAUCGUCGCGAAGUUGGAGGAGCAGGUGGCUAGCCUCCAGCAGCGAAUGUCGAAUGCUGAAAGCAGUGUGAAACUGCUACAUGGUGUCACUUUUUCAAUGGCUCGACGAAUCAGCCGUGGGCUCCCGAUGAGUGAAUCCAGCGACAAUGACGAGAAGAACGUCAUUGUCGGCAAAGAUGAAGACAAUGACGUCCACGACCAUGCAGAACCUAGUAGCAUAUGGAACGUGCUGGAAAAGGGGCAAAUUUUUUGA